AUGGCUAAACCGGCUCUCAUUUUCGCUCCUGGUGCCUGGUACCCUCCCACAGCUUUUAACCCCAUCAUUGAGAAGCUCACUCCCCAUGGCUAUACUUGUGACACAGUCGCCUUCCCCUCGAUCCAGCAGAAACCCGCUGUUCAGGACCUCCACCAGGACAUCGACGCCGUCCGAAGCCUCGUGGAAACCAAGGCCGACGCAGGAAAGGAUGUGAUUGUCGUCUCCCACAGCUGGUCUGGUCUACCUGUGAACAGCGCCCUGGAUGGCCUGAGCAAGGCCGAGCGUGAACAGGAUGGUAAGGCCGGCGGUGUCAUCCGCCUGGUCUUUAUCUCUGCGUUUAUUCCAGAGAUCGGACAGAGUCUAAUUGGAGCUUUUGGCGGUACACCUCCAGAGUGGUACAUUCGUGAUGAGGAAAACGGCACCGUCUCAGCCAGGGAUCCAGUCCCUCUGUUCUUCCAUGACGUCCCGGAUAGUGACAAGUGGGCCCAAACCCUGCGCCCCCACGCCUGGGCGACAAAGAAUAGCCCCGCCAUUAGCGCGGCCUAUCUCUAUAUCCCUACCUCGUACCUUCUGUGCGAAGAUGACCGCGCGAUCCCGCUGUUCGUACAGGAGUUAAUGGUUGAGAAGGCGCGCAGCCAGGGCGCGCAGAUUGUCACCGAAAAAGUCAAAACCUCGCAUACACCCUGGUUGGUGGUUCCUGAUGUCGUCGUGGAGUAUUUAAGGAAACAGGCGGGAGAGGCUUUGUGA
Molecule: messenger RNA, 747 nt
Organism: Aspergillus tanneri
Lineage: Eukaryota; Fungi; Ascomycota; Eurotiomycetes; Eurotiales; Aspergillaceae
Product: alpha/beta hydrolase
Exons: 2
Coding region: 1-747 (248 amino acids)
Source: RefSeq, a predicted model, not a curated record